Messenger RNA from Mycotypha africana, 1876 nucleotides. RefSeq lists its product as uncharacterized. The transcript has a single exon. The coding region runs from base 463 to 1647 and encodes 394 amino acids. NCBI's taxonomy places the organism in Eukaryota, Fungi, Mucoromycota, Mucoromycetes, Mucorales, Mycotyphaceae. The record is from RefSeq and is a predicted model, not a curated record.
UGGGUGCUUAUGGGAGCUGAAAGAGAAGGUGCUUUCACUGCACGCUAUGAUCAAUCGCUUGUACCCGCUUGCGCUGCCUGAAUAAGUUUGGACUUGAUAACAGCAGCAGAAACAAAAAACUUUAAUGGAAAAAUUCCGGCUAUAAAAGUCCGGACACUGCCUGGUGCGGCUUUUUACUUUCGUGAAUUUCUAAGUUACACUGGACGACACAGUUUACCAUACUGAGAAAAUACAGUACAAAGAACCUGUUGUGGAAGUAGCAUGAUGACCUCAAAACAGACAGAAAAGAAUAAACGAUGAACAAAAAAGGAGAUUCUUAUAAAAACAAAAAAGUAAUACUGCAACAAUAAUACAGUGUCUUAUUUUGAUAUUGCUUUUCUUCAGCUACAAUUAUACUUGUUAUUAUCCAUUUAAACCUUCUCCUCUCCAUUUUUAUUAUCUCACAUAUCAAUUGUAAGGAGUAUGAAAAAAGAAGGAAAUGGAGCCGAGUUUUUUGAUUAUCUAUCUUUGUCUCAGCAACCAAAUACCGAGGAUUUUUUAACUAACAAAAAUCCGCACCCACAGCAGCAAGAAGUGGCAACAAGGGAAGGAGAAGAUAUACCUUAUAAUGGAGAUCCUAGCAGAAAUAACGUAGGCUGGAAGCCUCAGGCAAUGUCGUAUCAUUUGGGGUCUUUGCCUCCCAAAGAAGAACCUCAAAGAACUGAGCAACAACAACAACAACAGCCCCCGCUAGUGAUGAACGAAAAGAACCAGGGAAAUAGUCGUAAUAGCUACAUACAACCUUCUAGCAUGAAUACAACAUCUAAGAAUACUCCUACCAUGAGCUAUAGCAAUAAACAGUAUCUUCAAAAUGAAAAUACAAGCAACCAACAACAUUUCCAAGAAUCAAUUUCCAACUGCUCUUUCAACAAAGCCAGCAAUCAGAAACAUAUCGACAGCAAAGAAAACCAAGCGAUUGAGAGCAAUCAAGUAUGUGGUACCACGCUUACUCCGAGGGAUGACGAAGACCCAGAUAAGAAAAUAACAUCACCUGCGGAAAAGGUUAAGCAACGUAAUGGUACCCCAUCCGACUCAUACUAUAAAGAGAGCAUUAAUGAUCAAGGUUAUCCAUAUUCUCGUCGAUACCCUUCUCGUCAUCAACUUCGACAAGGAUAUAUUCAGAAAGAUCCACAUUUACGACCCUAUUCUCCUAUGGUACAUCAUCCGCCACUACUGCCUCUAAUGAGUCACCAUUUCGCACCACCAGCUGUCGUUGAUUCUUUGGUCGGUAGUGUUUCGCCACGAGAAGUGCAUGCUAUUCUAGAUGAAAACUAUCUUUUGAAGUAUGAAUUGGAUAGCCUCGGUCAACAAUUUCAAAUGGAGAAAUUGGGUUUUCAGAGACAUAUACGAUAUUUAACUGCUCGUAUAAGGUAUUUGGAGGAGAAAAAAGAAGGCAUUUUUGAAGCCGAAGACGAUAGAAAGUCUUAUCGUAUCUCUUCACAGCAGCAACAAGAUCCAGACAGCAGCAGGAAUGAUGAAGCUCGUGUAACUACAGACUCACAUGACGAUUUAUUGAGCAGGGACUAUUCAUAUCGUAUUAAAGGAAAGAGUAGAAACGAUGACAGCAGCGUGAAAAAUAAAAGAGUAGAAACGAUGACAGCAGCGUGAAAAAUAAUUCAAGUAUCAGAAGACAUUCUGAUCAUGAUUAUCCACGCUCUAGCGAAGGGAAGAAAGCCUACUAUCGUCCAUUCACUAAUGAAGAAGAUCCAAUAUCUGCAGAUCCUCUGUCUUUAUCGCCAACAUUUCCAGCUGCCGGCGGUAACAAACGGGCAAAAAAGAGUAGUAAUGUAAAAGGAUAUAAUGAUUGGUAUGGUGAGUCGCCUUACGUGAAGGCACU